GAUUCUAAAUGUUGUGCAAUUCAUAUUAUGAAGAGACAACCAGACUUUGCCAACCAAAAAUUAACACUUGAAAAAAUAGUUGAAGACAGUGGACCCAAAUUUGAACUGUAUCCAAAAUACCACUGUGAAUGUAAUUGGAUUAAAAGAUACUGGGGA
Phycomyces blakesleeanus NRRL 1555(-) is the source of this 156-nucleotide messenger RNA. RefSeq lists its product as hypothetical. The transcript has a single exon. The record is from RefSeq and is a predicted model, not a curated record. The annotation marks the transcript as partial. NCBI's taxonomy places the organism in Eukaryota, Fungi, Mucoromycota, Mucoromycetes, Mucorales, Phycomycetaceae.